This is a messenger RNA of Colletotrichum spaethianum, 1572 nucleotides long. Its product is annotated as autophagy-related protein 17. NCBI's taxonomy places the organism in Eukaryota, Fungi, Ascomycota, Sordariomycetes, Glomerellales, Glomerellaceae. Gene Ontology annotation, cellular component: phagophore assembly site; Atg1/ULK1 kinase complex. The transcript is spliced from 2 exons. The record is from RefSeq and is a predicted model, not a curated record. The coding region runs from base 1 to 1572 and encodes 523 amino acids. Gene Ontology annotation, biological process: autophagy of mitochondrion; activation of protein kinase activity; autophagy of peroxisome. Gene Ontology annotation, molecular function: protein kinase activator activity; molecular adaptor activity.
AUGGCCAAUUCCCCGUCGCACCGGAGCCCAGCCUCGUCCACCUCGGCUGGCCGAGACUCCGGCUCCCUUUCACAUUCCAGAGACCGCCGUGAUGUGCCGUCCUCCACAUCCGCUGACGCUGCUGCCGACCCUGUGCCGGUUGAGACACUGGUGGAACACCUGCUCGCCGCCAAACGCUCCUUAUCGUCAAUAACCGCCGUCCUGCGCGCGAACGAGAUUGCCACCGAUGCCCGCCAAGCCCACGAGGAGGCUGUCGUCCUCUACGCCGAGACCCAGUUCCUGCAGCGCGCCAUCUCGGAACAGCUGGCGCUCUUGCUCAAGGUCCGCCGGGGUCUCAAGAGGACCUACGAUGCCGGCAAGCGCGACUUCAAAAACCUUGUCAAGACCAUGGAUGCGACCAACGAGAAGCUCCAGGAGACCAUGGCCAUGCUCAAGAACACCACAGUCGAGCCCGUCUUCCGACCGCCUGGCGAAGAGCGGCGCAACUUGAUGGAUUUCGUCGACGAGAAGAGCGUCUACGUCAUGGUCGAGGCUCUGAAGCAGAGCCUUGGCGAGCUGCAGUCCAUCCAAACUUCUUUCGACGGCGAUCUUCUACGAUUCGACGACGACUUGCGUGCCCUCAAAAAGACGAUCACGGCGUCACCGCUGCCUCGCGUGCCCUCCGACUCCUCUGCAUACGACCCCAUACCUGAGCUUCUCGGCUCGCUUGUGGACCACUCACAUUGCAUGGCACAACUCUUAACGUCUCUGACGAAGCAUUUUGACCUUUGUGUCACAGCAGUCCGGACGACGGAAGGCGGCGCUGCCCUCGCCCGUCGGAGGGCGGCCGAGGUGACGCAGUCGCAGGGUGGUGAUAGCGUGUCAAUAUCCGGCGUGAUUGCCGACCAGGAAUCACACAUGCCCGAUCUUGACCCCAUUACGUCGCAAGACCGCGCAGACAUGCUGGAGAUCGUCGUCAGCGAUGCAUCAGAGGUCGACAGCGUUAUCCAGGAGCUCAAUGAGCGGCUACAGGCCAUGGAGGAGGACUUUGCUGCCAUGACGCAGCAAACGGAGCAGAUCAAGGCGGCGUUUCUUGGGACACUAGAUGCGUUUACUACCCUGGAAGAGAUGGGCGGUCGCAUGGCCAGUUACAUUGCUAGUGAGGCGGAAUUCCUGCAACGAUGGGAUGACGAGCGGUAUACCAUCUACAACAAGCUUGGAGAGAUGGAUGGCCUCAGAGACUUUUACGAAAAGUACUCAAACGCCUACGAUAACCUCAUCUUGGAAGUCGAGCGGCGGCGCAUGGUGGAGGAUAAGAUCACCAGCAUAUGGAAGAAAGCCAAGGAUAGCGUCGACAAAUUGAUGGAGAACGACCGGCGGGAGCGCGAAGGCUUCCGUCAAGAUAUUGGCGAAUUCAUUCCGACGGACCUAUGGCCCGGCAUGGAUGGUGGGAUGAAGCGGUGGGAGCUUGUCGCUGUCGACGACGGCACCGCAGAGGACGACGCUAGUGGCUGCCAAAGAAGUACCCCAGCGCUGGAUAGAAGUGUUGUGGACGCCGCCAGGGACAGAUUGGACCGAAGCCAGCAGAGGUGA